AUGAACGGAGAGUCCCAUGAGCGCCGCGAUCAGCGGAUUCAAGAUCUGUGGCGGACUCUGGACACCCGCAAUGAGGGCCAGCUCGAUGUCCAUGGUCUGCGGAAAGGCCUCCGCACCCUCGACCACCCUCUCAAGAACGCCGACGAGCUCCUUCACGACCUUCUCAAGGCUGUCGACACGUCCGGGGAUGGACGGAUCCAGUACAAUGAGUUCAGAGUGUUUGUGGAGCACGCUGAGAGAGAACUCUGGCAGUUGUUUCAAAGCAUAGAUAAAGAUCAAAGUGGCGGCCUGGACAAGAAUGAGUUGCGUUCCGCAUUUGCGCGUGCGGGCAUCACCAUCAGCAACGCCAAGUUGGACCAGUUCUUUGAUGAGGUGGAUUCCAAUCAUGAUGGGGAGAUCAGUUUUGAGGAGUGGAGGAAUUUCUUGCUCUUCCUCCCGGGCGGCCGCUCCAGUCUCGGUGCCGUCCUCAGCUAUUACACUGCAACUGCAAAUGUGAACCAGGAGGGCGACGUUACCAUCAAUGACACUCUCAAAGGAUUUGGUAUGAGCACACUCCCCACCGUUAUUGAACCCCGGGUACUGCAGGAUCAGAACACAAGCGGUCCUCCCGCCCGCGAGGCUUAUGGAUCUUGCCCUUGUUGCACUCCCAUAGUCGACUCUUCUUUUCACCCCUUCCUGUCGACUCUUCUUCCUUCCGGACAACCAUUUCUCUUACAGUGUCAGUGUCUAACGAGAUUGACAAUGCUGACAGAUUUUCUCCCGCCCCCAGGCUACUUUGUAGCUGGUGGCUUAGCAGGGAUGGUCUCGCGGACGGUGACGGCCCCGUUGGACCGUCUUAAGGUGUAUCUGAUCGCCCAGACAAGCCCCAAGCAGGCGGCCGUGGAAGCGGUCAAGAAAGGGAGCCCCGUCCAAGCCAUCAAAAACUUUGGCAGGCCUCUCGUCGAUGCGUGCAAAGAUCUCUGGGCGGCCGGUGGGAUGCGCAGUCUAUUCGCCGGAAACGGCCUCAACGUUGUCAAAGUCAUGCCUGAAUCGGCCAUCAAGUUUGGGGCGUACGAGGCGGCAAAGCGGGCUUUUGCACGUUUGGAAGGCUCAGAUCCAAAGCACCUGCAUCCCACAUCACAAUUUCUCGCUGGUGGCUUUGGAGGCGUCGUUUCUCAGUGUGUCGUCUACCCCCUGGAUACGUUGAAAUUUCGAAUGCAGUGCGAAACUGUGGCUGGCGGCCUACAUGGCAACGCCCUCAUCCUUCAAACAGCAAAGAAAAUGUGGAAACAGGGAGGACUGAAGCCUUAUUACCGUGGAAUAGGCAUGGGACUUGCUGGGAUGUUUCCUUACAGUGCCAUCGACCUAUUCAUUUUCGAAAACUGCAAACGGUUUGUCAUAGCGCGCAAGGCCAAGAAGGCUCGAUGCCAUGAAGACGAUGUCGACAUGAACAAUUUUGUCACCGGUCUUAUCGGAGCGACAUCUGGAGCGAUCAGUGCCACGGCAGUGUAUCCGAUCAACUUGCUGAGGACGAGACUGCAAGCUCAAGGGACAGUCCUGCACCCACCGACAUACACGGGCAUCUGGGAUGUCACUGUGAAGACCAUCCAAGGAGAAGGAUACAGGGGACUUUUCAAAGGUGUAACACCAAAUCUGAUGAAGGUGGCACCGGCCGUGAGCAUAAGUUACAUUGUCUAUGAGAACAGCAAGGCCUUGCUCGGGCUGCCAUGA
This is a messenger RNA of Exophiala dermatitidis NIH/UT8656, 1710 nucleotides long. RefSeq names its product MC family mitochondrial carrier protein. The record is from RefSeq and is a predicted model, not a curated record. NCBI's taxonomy places the organism in Eukaryota, Fungi, Ascomycota, Eurotiomycetes, Chaetothyriales, Herpotrichiellaceae. Gene Ontology annotation, molecular function: ATP transmembrane transporter activity; calcium ion binding. The transcript has 4 exons. The coding region runs from base 1 to 1710 and encodes 569 amino acids. Gene Ontology annotation, biological process: transmembrane transport.